Messenger RNA from Funneliformis geosporum, 201 nucleotides. NCBI's taxonomy places the organism in Eukaryota, Fungi, Glomeromycota, Glomeromycetes, Glomerales, Glomeraceae. The record is from the annotation of a GenBank genome assembly.
AUGGCACUUAAACAUUUCUAUAUGCGAAAUAUUUAUGGUGCUAAUAAGAAUAUUGACAAAUUAGUAGCAGAAGACUUGCACAAAUCAUAUUCAGCUAAUCAUUGGAAGGUUAUAAGAGAACUCUUUCAAAUACUAGGCUUUACUGGUAUAGACGAUAAGCAUAUUCUUUAUAGUAAUAUGAUAUCAGAAGCAUUCAUAUAA